AGGAGCGGCCCCGCCCCGGCUGGGGGGGAGGGGCCGGCGCUACUCCGGAGCUGAGAGAAGGGGCCGGGCCGCGGCUCAGGGAGAGGAGCCUGGGGCCAGGCCAGGAGCAUGGGAGUGAGGAUGGAGAGCGGCAGCAGGAGGAGCCCAGUGAGCGAAUACCCAGCCAUUCCCAGAUAUGGUCCAGCAAGCCCAUUUAAAGGACAUUUAAGUACUCAGAGUAAUGGUGAUGAAGAAGCUAUGGCUCCCAUUGAGCAGAGCACUUAAGCAUAUGUAUAACUUUAAGAUUCUUUUUGCAUUGACUCCUCCCGGAGACUAAAUAACCAGUACCUGAUCAGGGAUCACAUGGCUGUUCAUUAUAACAAAAUCCUUUCAGCCAAAGCAGCCGUAGACUGUUCAGUGCCAAAAAGCAGGUUAACCAGCAUCAAAUUUGCAGACCAGCAACGGAGAGAGAAACUCAAGAAGGAAAUUGCCAGGUGUGAGAAGGAGAUGAGCUCAGCAAAAAAUGCCUCACGGUCCAGCUCCAGAGGGAACAGGAGACCACUGUUAUCCACUUUUGUAAAGAGUUCAUUUGAAGCAGAAGCCAAUGACCAGCUAUCUCCUCAUGCACAAAAUGCACAGAAGCAUUUGUCUAGAUCAUUAUUGUCUUCAGACAGGCAAGGCUUGGAUCUUCCCAACCCUGCAAAAUGUUUUAGAAAAGAUACUCGGAAAACAUCUAAUGCCUCGAUCUCUAAUUCAAGUGUCAGUUUUUCAAGUCCACAAAGAAAAUACUCUGGAGUUUCAUACAGUUCUUCUGCUGAAAGUGUUAUGAACAUCAGUCCUUCUCACAAGCAUCAGGAUACUGAAUCCAAAGUGUACAGCGGGGAUCUCCUGGAUAGGCACUCUGACCACUUUACUGAUAGCCAUCAACCGUUCACUCCACGCACCUUAAAAUCAGAUGCUAAAUCCUUCCUGUCACAGUAUAGGUAUUACACACCUGCUAAAAGAAAAAGGAAGGACCCCUCCAAGCAGCAGGUGGAAGCAGAAACACAAACGGACUUGAGCAGUUUUCAAUCUGAGGCCAGAGAACCUGAGAGAAAAGAUACUACCAUACUGCAGAAGAUCAUAACACAGGCUGAAGUCACGUCUGCUCCAGAUGAGUCUGAGGGAAGGAUGGAUGCUUUUCAGUACUCCUUGCCAAGCAUGACGUCCAUGUAUUCUAUGGAAUCCUCAGCAAUGAGAAAAAUCCAGGCUGAAGAAGAAGAGCUUCGGUAUUUGAGUUUCAUUGAAGAUGUAACAGAUGAAAUUCUGAAUCUUGGAUUAUUUUCCAACAGGGUUUUGGAGAGAUUGUUUGAGCGUCACAUAGAGCAAAAUAAGCACCGUUUGGAUGAGAACAAAAUGCGCCACCUACUGGAUGUCCUCAAAGUCGACCUGGGCUGCAACACAGAAAAAUCUGAGAAAGUCAACGGCAGCAAGGAAGUGAUUGACCCAUUUGAUCUGGAAAGAUUUGAGACCUUGGACCAGCUCCAAUUUACCAGCAAAAAUUGGAAACAAAAUAAGACUACAAAAAGUGAGGUGUUCCUAAAAGCCAUGGAUUUAUUAUCAAAGGAGACAAACAACCUAAAACACCCCUUACACAGUGAAACUUCAAAGCAGAUGCAUGACAAGGAUAUCUUUUCAAAAGAUAUAACUGAAGCGGUGAGUGUUGGAACAGAUCCUUACUCUUCAGUGCAAUCUGAAGAAGCCCCAGAUAUUUCACACACAUUUGAGCCAACACUGAACUCAAUCACGUGCGACAGUGACUUUGAAUCAAAUAAGGAACUUGAUGAUCUUGAGGAAAACUUUGCAGAGGCCCUUCAAAUUUCCUCUAUGUAAAGUAGUAGACAAGAACUAGCUGCAGAACAGGACAGUAGACUGUUGCAGAGAGCUGACGUUUGUUAAAUAAAUGCUAGUGAAUCAUUCAUUUUA
Molecule: messenger RNA, 1944 nt
Organism: Mauremys reevesii (Reeves's turtle)
Lineage: Eukaryota; Metazoa; Chordata; Testudines; Geoemydidae
Gene: SPATA7
Product: spermatogenesis associated 7
Exons: 13
Coding region: 343-1851 (502 amino acids)
Biological process (GO): photoreceptor cell maintenance; protein localization to photoreceptor connecting cilium; microtubule cytoskeleton organization
Cellular component (GO): axoneme; photoreceptor distal connecting cilium; ciliary basal body
Source: RefSeq, a predicted model, not a curated record